AAUCGAAGACGAUUUCACGUCCGACAAGCAAAAAUGGUCGUUAACGAAUUUACAAGUGUCAAAAGACAUUUUUACAAGUAUUUACAUAUUUAAAUCUAAUUUUUUUUUUUUCAAUUAAUAUUCAAAAAUAAAAAUCAUGUCAAUUACAUUUUUAAAAAAAUAUCGUGUUAUUGAAAAAAUUGGCGAGGGUACAUUUUCCGAGGUGCUAAAAUGUCAAAAUAAAACAACCGGAGUUUUCUAUGCUGGAAAAAAAUUAAAAAGAGUUUAUGAAUCCAUUAAUGAAAUCACUGAUAGUCCAGAGGUGAUUGCAAUGAAAAAAAUAAGUCGUCAUCCAAAUAUUCUUUACAUGAUUGAGUACCAUCAUGAUCCAUUACCAGGAAAAUUAACUUUAAUAUUCGAGCUGAUGGAAAUGAGUUUGUAUGAUUUAAUAAGAAACAGAAAAGGAUUGAAAAUAACAGAGCAACGAGUUAGACUGUACAUUUAUCAACUCUUGAAAGGUCUGGAUCAUUUACACAAGCAUGGUAUUUUUCAUCGCGACAUAAAGCCUGAAAAUAUAUUAGUAAAGGGUGUUGUAGUUAAACUUGCUGAUCUUGGAUCGGUAAGAGGAAUUUACAGUAGACCACCUUAUACUGAAUAUAUAUCAACAAGAUGGUACAGAUCACCAGAGUGUCUAUUAACAACUGGCUAUUAUGGACCAAAAAUGGACAUAUGGGCAUUGGGUUGUGUUUAUUAUGAACUUCUUGAAUUGAAACCUUUAUUUCCUGGGACUGAUGAGAUUGAUCAAAUAUUUAAAAUUCAUAAUGUACUUGGUUCACCUCAUCCACGACUUAUUACAAGACUUAGACGACAAUCAAGAAACUUUGAAUGUGCAUUUCCAAUUAAAUCUGGUUGUGGUAUAGCAAGUCUUGUUUCAACACUCAGUGAUUAUGGAAAAGAUUUGAUGAAACUUAUGCUCACUUAUGAUCCUGAUAACAGGUGUAGUGCCAAGAGACUUUUGGAACAUCGUAGCUUUUAUGAAUUGAGAGAAAAUGAUUUGGAAAGAAUGCAAAUAAAUUCACGACAAACAAAUCCAACACCAGAAGCAUCUCAAUGGCGAAAUCCAGUUCUUUUGAGUUAUAUGACAUCGGAAAAACGUCGUGGAUCUAGAUCUUUGAGUACAAGAAAACCAAAACAUAAUGAUGAUGAUGUAUUAAAAGUUCCAAAGAUUGUUGAAUCAACACCAAAUGCAAGAGCAAAAUUAAAUUCUUCAAGUAUUAAAAUAAAUGACAAUAGAAAUGUUGAUAAAUCAUGGCGUAGAAAUUCGUACUCAAUGAAAAAUGAUAGACUUGGUGAAUCACCAAGAUCAAUGUGUAAUUUUAAUACAAAAUUGCCAGUUAUUAAAUACAACAGCUUGAAUAAAAAUUCAGAUAUAACUACAGCUAUGAAUAAACGAGGAAUAUCUAAAAAAAUGUCAGAACCAUAUUUAUCACAAUUUAGUUUACGAGAAAAAAAUAAUUUUUAUCCUAAUUUUAUGACUAAAAAAAUAUCUGAAGCUUCAUCAAAAUACUCAUUUCUUCCUGAAUUAAUUAACAAACCAAGACGACCAGUACCAAGUGCUCCAUUAACUUCAUCCUCAUUUCAACAAAUAAAUAAUACAAAUGAGACAAAAAAAAAAACAAAACUAUCGACAAUUAAUGAAACUAAAAGAUCAAUAAUUCAUAGAGCAUCACCAAAUUUAUCAAGUCCAGCUAAAAAAAUUCCAAAGCAUGAAAGUCUUUCAAGUUUUUCCAGCAAAAAAUUAUCAAUUUUUUCAUCAAAAAGAAUCUAAUUAAAUAAAUUAAUAAUUCAAUGAAAAACAAAAUUAAAAUUGGGUAAUUAAAAAAAGAAAAUUAAUAAUAAUUAUUAACAUUUUAUAUUUAUUAAAAAAAAGUUGGAAAAAUUGAAAAAAAUAAUUUACUGUUAACAGUGCAUAAGCAAUAUAUGAAUUUAAACAAAAAAGAAAAGGUAAUAUAUAUUUUUUUUAUUUUAAUCAUACAAGCUAACU
Aphidius gifuensis is the source of this 2023-nucleotide messenger RNA. Its product is annotated as MAPK/MAK/MRK overlapping kinase-like. Gene Ontology annotation, biological process: protein phosphorylation; intracellular signal transduction. Lineage: Eukaryota; Metazoa; Arthropoda; Insecta; Hymenoptera; Braconidae. Gene Ontology annotation, molecular function: ATP binding; protein serine/threonine kinase activity. The coding region runs from base 137 to 1807 and encodes 556 amino acids. Gene Ontology annotation, cellular component: cytoplasm; nucleus. The record is from RefSeq and is a predicted model, not a curated record. The transcript is spliced from 10 exons.